Molecule: messenger RNA, 2970 nt
Organism: Cryptomeria japonica (Japanese cedar)
Lineage: Eukaryota; Viridiplantae; Streptophyta; Pinopsida; Cupressales; Cupressaceae
Exons: 5
Coding region: 1-2970 (989 amino acids)
Biological process (GO): DNA repair; telomere maintenance
Molecular function (GO): DNA helicase activity
Source: RefSeq, a predicted model, not a curated record
AUGAGACAUCGUGCACAAAAUUCAUCUGCAAUCUUUGUAAAACGAGGUUUUCAUGACAUGCCAAUCACUAUCAAUGAAUUGCAUCAGCAUAUGGAAAAUAUGCCACAAUCCCAUUUGGCAGAUAGGUUGAUGCGGUUUGGAACAUCAUUGAGGGGUACAAGGUCAUAUUGGGCCAAAUGUCGUGCAGAAUUAAUAGACAUGCUUCAUCAAAUAGGCUCCCCUACGAUAUUCUUCACAUUAAGUGCAGCAGAUAUGUAUUGGCCUGAUUUGCAUGCACUAAUGCCGGGAACAUCACCAACCACUCCACGAGAAGCUCAAAAUUGGAGAAAGCAGAAUGUUAUCAACUACCCCCAUAUAGUUGCACAUUACAUGCACUUAAGACAUUCAAUAUUUAGAAAAGAAAUCCUAGAAAAAGGAAUGAAUGUUGAAGAUUUUUGGUCUAGGUAUGAGUGGCAACAUAGGGGGUCACCACAUGUGCAUGGAUUCAUAUGGAUGAAUGGAGCACCCAAUAUGGACAAUAUUGACUGGUCAAAUGAAGAGCAACGAAAACAUGCAGAAAAAUACUUUCAUUCCAUUGUUCAUGCAUGGAAUCCUAGAGAAGAUCCACAUCAACGAAAUAUACAGAAUGACAUACAUUGUGUAGGGAGGGUGCAUGCUUGCGAAAAAAAAGAGGAAAGAUGGUAUAAUGCUCCUUGGCCUUUGAAUCUCAGUGGGUCCAAAUUAUAUGAAGAUAUAGAAACAGGUGAAAAAAAAUUUGAACCUGCAAGAAAUGAUGAUAGGGUGAAUUCACAUAAUCGUCACAUAUUGCAAUUAUGGAGAGCAAAUAUAGAUUGGCAACCUGUUCUUUCCAAACAUGCAGUAGUCAAAUAUAUUGCCAAGUAUGCAGCGAAAGCAGAGAAAAGCUCUGAAACAUAUCACCAGAUGUUGAUGCGCCUCUCCAACAUGGAAGACCUUAAUGAUUUAGCUGCUCGAGCAUAUAGAAGGCUUCUGACUGAAACAAUUAUUGAAAGGGACAUUGGUGCUCAAGAAACAUGUCACAUGUUGUUAGAACUUCCAUUAGUAGAGAGUAGCAGAAGAUUUGUUAAUCUAAAUGUCUCACGUGAGGUGUUCAAACCUGUAACUAUAAAUGAUGAAGAGAAUAAUGAAGAGCAGACAAAAUCUUUCAUUGAUGGAUAUAAAACAAGGCCUCUUUGUAUGGAAGAGUUAUUACUCUACAAACCAUUUCGUGACAUAGAAAGGGAUAUUGGUCAUGAUGAUGACUCUAUGAUAGCAAAUUGGGAGUCAUUUACCUACAAUCCUUGGCAUGUCAAACGAAUAACAAGUAUUGAAAAUGUAGAGGCUAAUACUGAUUCAAAAAUUGAAGAGAAUGAAGCUAUUCAGAGAAAUACCACAGAGCAUGAAUGGGAAAUUAUAUCUAGGCUACAUCAUGGUCAAAAUAUACAAUUUUCAGAAAUAGAUAUGUUGGGGAGAAGAGACAUUGAUAGACAUACAAAUUGGUCUACUGAUUAUCAAGGUGAAGAGUACACAACUACAGCAAUCAGUUUCAUAACUAACAUGAAGGAUCAUGGAUGUCUUAUAUAUGAUGAUAUACCCCAAUGCAUCAACUACAUGACCCUCAGUGAUAAGCAAAAAAAGGCAGUUGAUAUAAUUAUGACACACUAUGAGAGGAGUCAAAAUAAAGUGCCAUUGUUCAUGAUAAUUCAGGGAACAGCAGGUACAGGAAAGUCAUAUUUAAUUGGUGCCAUCAGUCAAGCUCUUGAAAAUGCUGCAAUGCCAUCUCGUUCUCCCCUUCUAUUACUUGCACCAACAGGAGUUGCAGCGUUCAAUAUAGGGGCCUCUAAAGUUCAUUCCAAAUUGAGAAUCCCAAUACGAGAUUUCACUCAACUACAGGGAACAAGACUUGCCAUUUUUCAAGAAGAAAUGGUGCAUAUCAAGUACAUUUUGAUUGAUGAAAUGAGCUUCAUUGGUCAAAACAUGUUGGAAAACAUAGAUUCUCGACUCCGACAAGCAUACCCACAAAGUGCACACCUAAGUUUUGCAGGUAUAUCUAUGAUUUUGGUAGGAGAUUUGGGUCAAUUGCCUCCGGUUAAUGAUAGACCUGCAUAUGCCAGUAAUAGACGAGCAAAGCUACUAUGGGAGGAAUUCAAAAUUGUGGUUACUUUAGAUAAAAUAUUCAGACAAGAUGGAGAAAAUAUUCAGCAACAAAGAUUUCGUCAACUUUUGACAAAUCUAAGAGAUGCAAACCCUCAAAUUGAUGAUUGGAAGCUACUAAUGAUGAGAACCCCUACUAACAUAGAUGUUGCAAGUAAUUCUGAAUUUGAAAAUACUAUCCAUUUGUUCUCCACAAAUGACAAUGUUCAUAGUCAUAAUAAAAAAAUGUUAUAUUCAUUGAGGCAUCCCGUUGCACAAAGUGUUGCAACAAAAGCAGGAAGUGUUAAUAUAGCAGAAGAUUUCUCAACUGGUGAACUUGAUCUAGAGUUAUUGAUCAGUAAGAAUUCAAGGGUCGUGCUAACUUCAAACCUUUGGAUACAAGCAGGUCUUGUAAAUGGAGCUUUGGGAUAUGUUCAAAAGAUUGUCUACAAGCCAGGAAGUGCUCCACCUGACCCACCGACAUAUGUGAUGGUUGAAUUUGAUAAUUACUCAGGAUUACCAUUUGAAGAUCAUCAUCCAAAUACAAUUCCAAUAACACCAAUACAAAAGGGCAGAACACUUCAGCUACCAUUGAGAUUGGCAUGGGCAUUGACUAUACAUAAAUCUCAAGGAUUGACUCUUCCAAAAGUAACUAUCGAUAUAGGACCAAGAGAAAGAACUGGAUUGACAUUUGUUGCAGUAUCUCGUGUAAAAUCUCUAGAGGGUUUGAGAAUAAUGCCACCAUUUACAUAUGAUCGUUAUGAGAAAAUGAAAAAGGGUAGACAACUUGCAAAGCGCAAGGCUGAGGAAAAUAGGCUCAAACUUUUGGAAGAUAAUUGA